Messenger RNA from Oncorhynchus keta (chum salmon), 2641 nucleotides. It is a transcript of the gene ptdss1a, whose product is annotated as phosphatidylserine synthase 1a. The coding region runs from base 253 to 1665 and encodes 470 amino acids. NCBI's taxonomy places the organism in Eukaryota, Metazoa, Chordata, Actinopteri, Salmoniformes, Salmonidae. The record is from RefSeq and is a predicted model, not a curated record. Gene Ontology annotation, biological process: phosphatidylserine biosynthetic process. Gene Ontology annotation, molecular function: L-serine-phosphatidylethanolamine phosphatidyltransferase activity. The transcript is spliced from 13 exons.
UUUCUUUUCCCCUAAAACGUUUCAGUAAAUUUAACCCGUGAUGUUCGCACUCGCAAGAAGGCAGCAGUUCAUUCCUGAAUCUGUUUUUCUUUAGGUUGUGCUGUUGCGCACAUAUUUAACGGACGUGCGUCUGGUCGUUUUGGUCUUUACUAGUGGACGACAUGAAUCAUUAAUUUCGCUGAACGUCUAAAUGUCAAUCUAAAGGAGCCCGCAGGAGGUGAAGCGGAUUCCUCUGGUCACGCUCCCGCAAUUAUGGCGUCCGGAUAUGGGUACGAAUCGCGGACUAUAGGCAAAGAUGAUGUGAACUACAGGAUGCAUUUCCGUAUGAUCAACGAGCAGCAAGUGGAGGAUAUUACACUGGACUUUUUCUAUAAACCGCACACAAUAACACUGUUAACAUGCACAGUGCUCAGCUUGAUGUAUUUUGCAUUUACAAGGGAUGAGACAAAUGAAGACGCCAACUUGUGGGUGGGCCUCAUCCUGGUCCUUUCCUUCUUCCUGGUCAUCAGUGUUCUGGCCUUCCCUAACGGACCAUUUACCAGACCACAUCCGGCGAUAUGGCGAAUAGUUUUCGGUCUGAGUGUGCUGUACUUCCUGUUCCUGGUGUUCAUCAUCUUCCUAAACUGGGAGCAGGUGAAGAACGUCAUGUACUGGCUGGACCCCAACCUGCGCUACGCCACCCGGGAGGCUGACAUCAUGGAGUAUGCAGUGAACUGUCACGUGAUCACCUGGGAGCGAAUCCUGAGCCACUUUGACAUAUUUGCCUUCAGCCAUUUCUGGGGCUGGGGCAUGAAGGCCCUGCUCAUCCGCAGCUACGGCCUCUGUUGGACCAUCAGCAUCACCUGGGAGCUCACUGAGCUGUUCUUCAUGCACCUGCUGCCUAACUUUGCUGAGUGCUGGUGGGACCAGCUGAUCCUGGACAUCCUGUUGUGUAAUGGAGGAGGCAUCUGGAUGGGUAUGACUGUCUGUCGCUUCCUGGAGAUGAGGACCUACCACUGGGCCUCCAUCAAGGACAUCCACACCACGACAGGGAAGAUCAAACGUGCUGCGCUCCAGUUCACCCCGGCUAGCUGGACCUACGUCCGCUGGUUUGACCCCAAGUCUUCCCUGCAGCGCGUCACCGGGGUCUACCUCUUCAUGAUCAUCUGGCAGCUGACAGAGUUGAACACAUUCUUCCUGAAGCACAUAUUUGUGUUCCCGGCGUGCCACGCCCUCAGCUGGUGUCGGAUCCUCUUCAUCGGCAUCAUCACCCCCCACCGUCCCCCUCUGUUUCUGCAGUACUAUGCCUACCUCACAGACACACAGUGUAAGCGUGUUGGGACACAGUGCUGGGUGUUUGGGGCCAUAGCGUUCCUGGAGGCCUUGGCGUGUAUAAAGUUUGGAAUGGAGCUGUUCUCCAAGACCCAGGUCCUCUAUGUGCUGCUGUGGCUGGUGUGUGUGGCCUUAAUCACAUUCCUGUGUCUGUAUGGGAUGGUGUGGUAUGCAGAGAUCUACGGCCCCAAAGAGAAGAGCUACUCUGAAUGUGAGGACAGCCACUACAAUGAGGACUUUGUGUCAGAACAAAGGAAAGGAGAACUGCAUUCUGAGGGUGAGGCUCCUCCCACCAGGCAGCGUGGGCGGAGCUCAGGGAAGAACAAAUCCACCAAUGGGCUGGGGAAGAAGUAAUGCUAGCCCUGCCACCCAGGGUGGAGUCCCGCCCUCUUCUCCUGUCAGAACCCCGGACCACAGAGGAAGAGGUGCAUGUUGGGAGAGAUGGAAGAGAAAGAAAGGAUAGACAACACUUUCCCUGUGCAUUUUAACGUACGGAGUAGCACUCAUCCAUAAGAGGGGAGAGUGGGCCCAGGUUAGGGGCAUGGUCAGUGGACAGGAUACAGACAGACACCAUGUCCAUGCAGGGUUGUAGAGGAAGGAGAGGGGGGGAGGGGGUGGCCGAUAGAUCAGAGAACCACACAGAUACCUACUGGUGGUUCACACGGUCAGAGCUCCUACCUACCCUACGGCUGAUCAGUUUGUGUGUGUCUGCGUAAGCAUGUGUGUGUGGUGGCAAUAUUGCUUCUCCUCAGUCAGAACCGAAGAAUGCAUGUUCCAUUGUACAGGAGUUGGUAAAGUACUGUGAUUGGAGAGCUACGUUUAUCCUGUACCAUAUAUCUUUCAUGUGCUUCAGCCCAUAGAAUUAGAAUACUAGAAUGGAUAUGAACCUUCUUAUGAUGGUAUACAGGCUGUCGGCCAUUUUGGUCAGGGAGUUGCUCAACCAUGGUUAGCCAGUGCUGUGAUAAGAUAUUGUGUAAAAUAUUGAAUUGGGGGAAUUUGUCUACAGUGUGUUUGUUAGCUAGCUAACCGGGCAGCUUUUAGAGGAACGAUUCAAUUCAUUUGUCCAAUUAACUGUCAAUAUGCCAACAUUCCAUUCCAACAAUCCAUUCACUGGCUGGUUGGACUUCGGCUAGUUGUAAAUGCAAUAAGUUAGCUAUUGAUUAUUGUAUCAUAGAGGCACUGAGUUUUCCAAGAAAACAACAACAAUUUUGACAUUUAGUCUGUUUACAUAUAUUAUAGAGGCUAUAUCAAAAUGUGUAUAAAACCUGUAUAAACUGUAUUUAUAAUUAUGACUAUUUUAGAUUGACGAUUACAUUAGACAUUUCUGAUA